This is a messenger RNA of Cyclopterus lumpus (lumpfish), 2917 nucleotides long. RefSeq names its product tubulin tyrosine ligase-like family, member 3 (gene ttll3). Gene Ontology annotation, molecular function: protein-glycine ligase activity, initiating. NCBI's taxonomy places the organism in Eukaryota, Metazoa, Chordata, Actinopteri, Perciformes, Cyclopteridae. Gene Ontology annotation, biological process: protein polyglycylation; cilium movement; cilium assembly. The record is from RefSeq and is a predicted model, not a curated record. Gene Ontology annotation, cellular component: cilium. The transcript is spliced from 13 exons. The coding region runs from base 104 to 2560 and encodes 818 amino acids.
GGUCUGUGGGAGCGUGAAGGAAGCAGGACUGACCGAGUGUAUGGGCUUGGUGGUCGUGUCACUGGGGAGGUGACAACAUUAGAGAGAACUAUAUAACAGUAACAUGCAACAAAUGCCAGUGUUACAAUCCACAGUGGCUCCAGUGGAGGGGAGGUUACGUCGCAGUGUACCAAACCUGCCAGCGAUCAAGCCAGACAGGCUAAAAACGGCUAAAACGCUAGUGGCGAAAGCAGUGAAGCUGAGGAAAGUGUUUUCAGUGCAGGGACCCUACCCUGUGAUCCGUGCUGCCUUGUGGGCCAGAGGGUGGGUGGAACGUCAUGUGCCCCAUCCUGCCCAGAGAGCAACUCAUUGCCAUGGCAACGAAGAGGAUGAUGGUGAUGCUGGUGCUGAUGUUACUGAGAGAGCGGAUGAAGGCGAGAAAGAGGAGAACCUUGAUGACAUGUAUGACCUCAUGUCUCGCCUGGUUCGAAAUGAAACAACAUAUUUUCACUGGACAACACGUCGGGAUUACAUAGACUGUCACUCCUUACGGAAUGACCAAAUAACCAACCACUAUGCGAAUUCUGGGACGUUUACUACUAAGGUGGGGCUCUGUGUCAACUUGCGUAACCUUCAGUGGUUCGAUACAGCAGAUCCUGACACCUUCUUUCCAAGAUGCUACAGGCUCGGAGCAGAGGAUGAAAAGCAUGCAUUCAUAGAGGAUUUCAGGAAGACGGCCUGCACCAGCCUGCUGCAGCAUGUGGUUGAGACAAGUAGAUGGAGGAGAGAUGGAGCAGAGGAGUUGGAUAAUGUGGAGCAUCGAUUUGUUGGUCCAGGAAUGAUCGACACGGCUUUGCACGUGUGUCAAGAGUUUCUUAAUGUUUUAGAGCACGCCGACAUUGAUGUUACAGUAGAGACACUCCCCUCGGUGGAGGAACAGCAGUGGGCAGAGUUUCUGCAGGACUACUACGUGGUUGUGCAUGAAGGUGCCUUGAUCAGGGGUAGCGGUGUGUUUGUGGAGCGCUGCCAGGCCACUUUAAUCAGACUGCAGGAGGCUUGCCCUCAGCUGGAUACCGAUGGACUGAAUAACAUCUGGAUCAUCAAACCAGGUGCCAAGUCAAGAGGACGGGGUAUUAUGUGUAAAAAUCGCUUGGAGGAGAUUUUGGCACUUGUGGACAGUGACAGAGCCCUGACUAAAGAGAGUAAGUGGGUGGUUCAGAAAUACCUAGAACGUCCUCUGUUGGUCCAUGGCACCAAGUUCGACCUCCGUCAGUGGUUCCUCGUCACCGACUGGAACCCUCUGACUGUCUGGUUCUACAGAGAGUGCUACCUGCGAUUCUCCACUCAGCCAUACUCGACAAAAACUCUGGACAGCUCAGUCCACCUGUGCAACAACUCUAUCCAGAAGCACUUUCAGCCAUCCUGUGACCGCCAUCCAGGAGUGCCUGAGGACAAUAUGUGGUCCUGUUCUCAGUUUAGGGCUUAUCUGCAGCAGCAGGGCCGUGGGGAGGAGUGGGAAUCAGUGGUGGUCACAGGCAUGCAGCAAGCAGUGGUCCGUGCCCUGCAGACAGCCCAAGACCUGGUUGAGCCCCGCAAGGCGAGCUUUGAGCUAUAUGGAGCCGACUUUAUGUUGGGCAAAGAUCUGAGACCUUGGCUUCUGGAGAUCAACGCUAGUCCGACUAUGGCCUGCACCACCGCUGUGACCGCUCGCCUCUGCCCUGCUGUGCAGCUGGACACACUGAGGGUUGUUCUGGACAGACGGACUGAUCCCAGUGCUUACACAGGAGGCUUCCAGCUCAUCUUCAAACAGGCUGCAGUUGACGUUCCUCAGUAUAUGGGAGUGAAUCUGCUGGUGGAAGGAGCCCCCAUAAGGCGAUCCAGACCUCUACUUCAUAGACAAACUGUUACUUCUAACCCAACUCUCGCUGUCCAGUUACCUCUGGACCAGUCGUUGUCAGAAAAGGUUGAAACGACACAUAAACCAUCAGGUCAGAGGUCCUACGCAGUCUCCGCUUUUCGUCACUCAGGCAAGGAGAACCGAGCUGCUGGAGAGAAAAAGAGGCAGCUGACAUCAACAUCUUCUAAGAGGGAACCCGAGGGGAGAACAUAUGUUCAGAAUACCUUCCAUGUUCGCAGGCCCUGUCGCAGUCGGACAUGUGAACAGCCAUUGGUGGUACACACUGAACCUCAGAGGAAAGCACAACGUUUGGGUUUGAGUCUUGUUGCCAACGGGGCAACUCUGGUCCCACAGAGCCUUUUCUUUUCCCUCAGCCCUCCUCAGAGCGUGUCAGAUUGCAAAUCUCAGACCAACGCAGGCCAUGGAUCAAGCAUGUCCAGAUCCUUCCUUCCCCAGACAGCCUUUGAGCUCCAACACAGAACUCCUACCUGCGGCUUUCCUUCACUCCGGGGUCCCCUUCCUACACUGGAGGUCUUUAGCUUGCAACCAAACAUUGUGGCUGCAACCUCUCCCUGUCGUAAUCCAAAUGUGUCCUUUCACCCAAGUGUCCACAUGCAUCAGUUAUUCCUCUGCUCUCGAAGGCAAAGCAUGGCCAAAUUUAAAAGAGUGCACAGGGGAACAUAAAAAUCAACGCUAUUGAGUGUCAUUACAACAACACAUUACAUAUUACAGUCACAACCUAUUGUGAUUGUUGUAUCAUUCAAAUUAUUCUGAUGGCAUCAGAUGUAUUUGUAGAAACUUGAAACAAUCGUGGUGCGUGGCAGUAGUGAGACAUUCUCAAAUCAUCCACAUAGGGACUUUAAAUUUACAACAUCAAAGUAAAUAUAUGAGUAAUUUAACACUCCCAAAUAAGGAUUUAAAUAUCACAUAUUCCAUAUAUUUCAGAAGUACAUUUGAAUUUUUUAGUUUUAGUUUUUAGUUUUAGUUUGGCAAAAUGACGACUGGUUCCAUCCUCUGCAUUAAAAUAAACAGAUGUAUGUG